CUUAGUAUCAUAUAUACCCUCCUAUUUAUUUUAUAUUUUCUCUACCUUUAUACAUUUAACCCAUGUUGAAAGUAGAUACCAGUAAUUUACCUUCAACAUCUUGGGCAAAGGUACAAGCCUUGACCAGUUUCAUUCAGUUGAAGUCAGGAAACUCCUCGUCGUCUCCGCCUUUUGAUCCCUCCACAUCUUUUGUCUCACAUUCAGACGCCGGUAACAACUUGUCAAAACCUAAUCGACUCAAAAUCUUUAUUGGUACUUGGAAUAUGUAUGGAAGACUCUUACCUAUUGAUCUUGAACCUUUCUUGACUACUCGUCCGUCUACAAUAAAUGCCAAUCAACGAUGUGCGAAAACUUUACAACCCGACAGCAACAACAUAUUGGUGGAACAUGACUGUCAGAAUGGUGGAAUACCGUUUUUGGAUUCAAGCACAACUCAUCCUUACCAUCUUUUAGCGAUCGGCACUCAAGAAUGUGAACGUGAUAUCUCUGAAUCUUUAUUUUAUCCUUCCAAAGAAGUAUGGGAACAACGAUUAUCUGAUUACCUUGGCGAACAUUAUCAAUUAUUACGUUGUGAAACUCUGGCUGCUCUCCAUCUUGCUGUAUUUGUUUGGAAACCUGUGGCGUCUUAUGUCAAGAAUAUUCAUAGUGCUGAUAUUAAGACUGGUUGGGCUAAUAUGGUUGGAAACAAAGGGGCAGUUGCUGUAUCACUAGAUUUUGGGUCCCAAUCUUUCCUCUUUAUCAAUUGUCAUUUGCGAGCACACCAAACCAAGUUAGCAGAACGGAAUGCAAAUGUUCAUCGGAUCCUCCACGAAUUGCAAAUCAAGGGUGGCAAAUCAACUUGUACACAUACAUCACCUACAACAUUCCACCUUUCUUCAUUGAAAAGAUUCUCUCGAUCAUCAAAAAUAAAAAAGAAGGAUAAUCAUGACACCACCAAAACGACCAAUCAAUGUAACAAUGAUACAACAUCAUCAAAACAAAAAUCAAAUGCAUCAUCUACGAUACCAGUCAAUAAAUCUUCAUCCGCAUCAGCAUUAUCAUCAUCAUCAUCAACAGAAAGCCAGCAUAGUGUUACUGAACAAUUUGAUCAUGUCUUCAUCUUUGGUGAUACGAAUUAUCGAAUCAAUGCCGAACGACAAUUUGUCCUGGAUACCAUUCAAAAAAGGGAUUUUGCUACACUUCUAAAAUACGAUCAGCUUUCGGUGGAACGACAACUAGGUACCACUCCAUUGGCAUCCUUCAAAGAACAUCCAAUCAACUUUAUUCCGACUUACAAAUUUGAUGCCUUGGAAACCGUGGCGACAAGUGACUCAUCAUCAUCCUCUUUACCUAGUCCGUCCUCUGCUACAAGGUUAAAUCAUCUGCAUCAACAGCUCCCAUCAUCACCAUCUUCAUCAUCGUCACCGUUAUCGCCUAUCACCACGCCUGCUACAUCUACUCCUGUUAUUACCGCUACAACAACAGCUGCAUCAUCAUCCUCCUCCUCUUCGUUAUCAUUUGUGAUUACUCCAACGGAUUCUAUAGGUAGUUCAGGCAGUGUAUCCAUACGAUAUGAUACCAGUCCCAAACAACGCGUACCUAGUUGGACAGAUAGAAUUCUCUGGCAUGAUCAUCACCAACUAGUAAAUGAUGGCGCAACAACAAAUCAAACGCCAUUCAUCCGAUCCUCUGGACCGACAUUGACUUCUUUAUCUACAACAGCCACAAAUGCUCAACAAACAAAACCAAAACUCGGCUUGAAAUGGAUCUCUGCACUUAAACGAAAAAACAAGAAUGGUUUUGAAGAUUUAACCUAUACUGACAAGAAUACUAUUUGUUAUCAUUAUGAUACCGUCAUGGAUCCACGUUUGAUGGGAGCAAGUGAUCAUUUACCUGUGAUUGGGAUUUUUGGUGUAUGGUUCGAUGAUUGGGAAACUGGGAAACGAGCAAGAUCUAUCAAAUCUACGAAGAAGAAAAAAGCGGCCAGAUGGAAAUUAUGGAUUUAAGAUGAUAGUACGUGCUCCAGUUUAGAUGCUUCCUCCUUUUUUUUUUUUUUUUGUUGUUAUAGAU
Halteromyces radiatus is the source of this 2049-nucleotide messenger RNA. Its product is annotated as Endonuclease/exonuclease/phosphatase. NCBI's taxonomy places the organism in Eukaryota, Fungi, Mucoromycota, Mucoromycetes, Mucorales, Cunninghamellaceae. Gene Ontology annotation, molecular function: phosphatidylinositol-4,5-bisphosphate 5-phosphatase activity. The coding region runs from base 63 to 1985 and encodes 640 amino acids. Gene Ontology annotation, biological process: phosphatidylinositol dephosphorylation. The record is from RefSeq and is a predicted model, not a curated record. The transcript has 4 exons.